This is a messenger RNA of Carya illinoinensis, 1378 nucleotides long. RefSeq names its product BURP domain-containing protein BNM2A-like. The transcript has 2 exons. NCBI's taxonomy places the organism in Eukaryota, Viridiplantae, Streptophyta, Magnoliopsida, Fagales, Juglandaceae. Bases 144 to 1133 code for a protein of 329 amino acids. The record is from RefSeq and is a predicted model, not a curated record.
GAUUAAAAAUACCUAAGUCAAGAUGUAAUCAUUAAAAUAAAUAAACCCCAGUGCUAUAUCUGAUGUUACUUGCUUACAAAUUGAUACCCAGAUAGCAGAGAAGAAAAGAAAAAUUAGACUUCCUAAGAAAAGAAGAGGGAAAAAUGCGUCUCCGGAUUGCUUCUUGUGGCAUCAUUGUUUACGCACUACUUGUUCUAUUGACUGCACAAGAGAGUAAUGCAAGGAAGCUGGUUACAGGAAAUGGAAAAGAUGUUAACAAGAAGGAAUAUGAUAUACAUCAACAUACCAUGGUUGGCCAUCUAAGCCUUCAGGACGAUUCUGAGCGGAGCAAUGUUGGUCAUAUAGAGAUCAAUCGUAAGCAUAUAGGCGAAGAGGUACGUGAGGAGAAUGGUCAUGAAAGGAUCCUAAAGAAGCAUGCGCAUGCUCAUCCAGAAAUGCACAUGGAUCACAUGGACCCUGCGCUAAAUGUUUUUUUGGCUAUAGAUGAUCUAAAAGUUGGGAAAUCAAUGCCAAUUUAUUUUCCCAGAAAGGAUCCUUCAAUGUCUCCUAGAUUGCUUCCCAGAGAAGAAGUUGAUUCCAUUCCUUUCUCAUCAACACAGCUUCCAUACCUUCUUGAAUUCUUCUCCUUCUCCAAGGAGUCAACCGAAGCCAAGGCUAUGGAAUACACACUGGGACAAUGUGAGCUUGAACCCAUUAAAGGAGAGACCAAGUUCUGUGCUACCUCCUUUGAGUCCUUGCUUGAUUUUCCACGUAGCUUCUUUGGAUUGAAUAGUCGUCUAAAAGUUAUAACCGCUACUGAUCUCAGAAAUUCAACAGUACUUAUACAGAACUAUACCUUUUUGGGAGUGAAGGAGAUUUCAGCACCCAAAAUGAUAGCUUGUCAUCCUAUGCCUUACCCUUAUGCAGUUUUCUACUGCCAUGGCCAAGAGAGUGAGAAUAGGCUGUUUGAAGUUUCGCUAGAUGGUGAGAAUGGAGAGACAGUGCAAGCAGCUGCUUUUUGCCACAUGGAUACCUCUCAGUGGGAUCCUGAACACGUGUCAUUUCGUGUGCUCGGAGUUGAACCCGGAAGCUCUCCCGUGUGCCAUUUCUUUCCCGCAGACAAUAUAAUUUGGGUGCCCAUCAUGUCAGCUUAGAUUAUAUUGAAGUCCUUAUGCUUCAAUAUAUUGAACUGUUUAUGUAAUAAUGCAUGCAUAGGUGUCCAGCGAAGUGGUUAUUAGUUUACAACACUUUCAAGUUAAGAAGUCGUAAAUUCAGGCCAACGACGGCACUGGCCGGAGACUACGGAGUAAUGCUUCUAGUCUUGGAGGCAUUAAUUAUAUGUAAUAAAAAUCUUUACUUUUUUUGCUAUAAAUGAUGAAAAAACACAUUAUUUGAAGCA